AUGCCGGCAUAUCACUCAUCCUUCAACGAAGAGGCCGACGUGCGGCUCGUUGGAAACUUGUCUCUGCUGCCCUUCAAAUCCAAAAUCAGAGGACCUGCACCGAUAGCUGAUCCAAACUCUGUCGAUAUUAUCGACGAGACACUCGAUCUCUUCCGCGCAAACUCGCUCUUCCGAAACUUUGAGAUCAAAGGUCCGGCAGAUCGUCUACUCAUCAUUCUUAUCCUCUUCAUUUCCGACUGCCUGGCCAAAAUCGCCGCAUCGCGCGUGCCACCGUCGCAGAUAGAGGCCACCAAGACGCUGAACACGUUGGCUGUGGACAAUUUCCCUAUACCAGGAGACGCCAAUUUCCCACUAAACGCCCACUAUGCUACGCCCGCAAACAGAAUCGAGGCCGGUGAGUACGCGCAGUCUCCCCGUCUUGCAUCGCCCGCAGUUGGACUUGUUCUUCUAACGUUUGAUUUUGCCUUUUAG
Serendipita indica DSM 11827 is the source of this 471-nucleotide messenger RNA. The record is from the annotation of a GenBank genome assembly. NCBI's taxonomy places the organism in Eukaryota, Fungi, Basidiomycota, Agaricomycetes, Sebacinales, Serendipitaceae.